AUGGUUUCUACUCCAAAAAUAACCAACAAAAAAGCUACAUCCAACAUAGAUCAAAACAAGUUUACCUUUGGCGAAGAUUCUAAGAUGAACAUGAUGUCUAAUACAUUUUGCCAAUACAUGGAUGCCAUGUCGUACGAGCCGACCUCAAUGAAAUCCGGGGGUGCCAACGACGCUACACUGUUCGGUAAAUGGUUAUCCGAUGAUCUCGAACAUUUUCUCUCAGAAGGCGAGGAUAAUUUAAAAUUUCCUGAGACUCCAUCCAUGAGUUAUGAUGUUUCGCCAGUCAUGAGUUCGUCUAUGACCACUCCUUCUAUGGUCUUCGAUAAUAUUUCUACUCCUCAGGCAUUAGCCGAUUCCCCUCUAUUCGGAUCAAUACCUACAUCUUUCUCGACUAGCCCACUUCUCGAACCAGCUUUGGGAUUUUUCCCCGAACUUAUUGGUGAAAAUGAGGCCAAGUCUUUUAUGCAUUUGACCUCUAUUGCGCCUUCUGUUGCAAUUCCGGCUGACGAUCAUUCUAUGCCUAUCCGCCAACCUGAUUUAACUUCUGCCCUGAACAUCCCUUGGGGUUCUGAUGUCAACAACGCAUCUAGCAUUAUUGGCGAUGAAACCGCUUCAAUUGUCACUUUGAUAAACAGUGCAACGAAUAUUCCAAACAAUCUUACGACCAAUACCAAAGCGGGAUCCGAUCAUUCUUCUGCCGUUUUGAGUACUAGUGAUACCAACACGAUACCUACUUCCGCGAAAAAUACUGUUGGCCGUACUCGAAAGCGUUCUUUGGUAGAAACGGAGAAAGAUUCAGAAACCCAUGCCGAAGAGUUGGCUAUUAAGCGCGCGAAAAACACAGAUGCUGCCCGAAGGAGUCGUCUUCGAAAGGUGAUGAAAAUGGAGUCAUUGGAAAGGCAAGUUUCUGAUUUCAAAGAUGAAAAUAAUGACCUACAAACUCGUAUCGCCGUAUUAGAAAGUGAGAAAAAAGGCUUGGAAGAGAAGAAUGUUGAGAAGGACAACAGAAUCCGAAUGUUGGAACAACAAUUAGCCGAGGCUCACGAAAGACUGAUAACUCGUUCUUCAUAA
Messenger RNA from Acaulospora morrowiae, 1071 nucleotides. The record is from the annotation of a GenBank genome assembly. Lineage: Eukaryota; Fungi; Glomeromycota; Glomeromycetes; Diversisporales; Acaulosporaceae.